UCACAAAACUGUUUGCAUACCAAUCUCCCCUCAACACUGCGUGCUUGUCCAAACUGGGACCGCAGAUCUCGGAGCGGUGGAUUUUAUGAGUUGGACGCUGCUGGGCACAAUUCACCCCCUUGGACAUCCCAGCUGACCGGCGUUUUUAUUUGUUUUAUUUGAAAAUACUUACCUCCAGCGGUCCCCGGGCUUCUCAAAUCGGCUGUUUUGGUGACAUUUUCGCAGGGAAACAUCAGAGGGGUUUCGGUACUGAGCUGCGCUUUGAGCCCAUGAAAACAGGAGAGGAGAGAGAACCGAGAGGAGUCAUCAGCUUCACCUGAACAAAGAAGAGGCAGACGCAGAUACACAUGGGGCAGGGAGAGGCUUCAGCACGGGGGACAACCAUGGAGGGGGACUGUCUCAGCUGCAUCAAGUACCUCAUGUUUGUCUUCAAUUUCCUCAUCUUUCUGGGGGGCUCUUUCCUCCUGGGAGUGGGAGUGUGGGUACUGGUGGACCCCACAGGGUUCAGGGAAAUAGUGGCAGCCAACCCCCUACUAUUCACUGGUGUCUACAUCAUCCUGGGCAUGGGAGGCAUGCUCUUUCUUCUGGGCUUCCUCGGCUGCUGUGGAGCCAUCCGCGAAAACAAGUGUCUGCUACUCUUUUUCUUCAUGCUCAUCCUCCUCAUCUUCUUAGCAGAGCUGGCUGCUGCCAUCCUGGCCUUCAUAUUCCGGGAACAUCUGACCAGAGAGUACUUCACCAAGGAGCUGAAGAGACAUUAUCAGGGCUACAACAACACUGACGUCUUCACCUCCACAUGGAAUGCCAUCAUGACUACAUUUGACUGCUGUGGGGUGAACAGCCCAGAGGAUUUUAAGGACAGCCUGUUCAGGCAGAUCAACAAAAAUCAUAUGGUGCCAGAAGCCUGCUGCAAGCGUGCCAGUCAGACCGGGGAGUUGGCCUCUAUCACCCAGGAGCAGUGCUUAUCAGGCAAUAUGAUGUUCCGCAUUAACAAGGGCUGUUACUCUGCAGUAGUUGACUACUUUGAACUGUACAUCUACGUGGCUGGAGCGCUGGCCAUUGUGGUGCUGACCAUUGAGCUCUUUGCCAUGGUCUUUGCGAUGUGUCUCUUCAGGGGAAUCCAGUAGAGCUGCUCCAUCUGUGAACUUCUUUUUUU
Centropristis striata (black sea bass) is the source of this 1153-nucleotide messenger RNA. It is a transcript of the gene tspan18b, whose product is annotated as tetraspanin 18b. Gene Ontology annotation, cellular component: membrane. Bases 348 to 1124 code for a protein of 258 amino acids. The record is from RefSeq and is a predicted model, not a curated record. The transcript has 9 exons. NCBI's taxonomy places the organism in Eukaryota, Metazoa, Chordata, Actinopteri, Perciformes, Serranidae.